Messenger RNA from Scatophagus argus, 3999 nucleotides. RefSeq names its product pyruvate dehydrogenase kinase, isozyme 3a (gene pdk3a). The transcript has 11 exons. Gene Ontology annotation, cellular component: mitochondrion. Gene Ontology annotation, biological process: protein phosphorylation; regulation of glucose metabolic process. The record is from RefSeq and is a predicted model, not a curated record. Gene Ontology annotation, molecular function: pyruvate dehydrogenase (acetyl-transferring) kinase activity. The coding region runs from base 282 to 1502 and encodes 406 amino acids. NCBI's taxonomy places the organism in Eukaryota, Metazoa, Chordata, Actinopteri, Scatophagidae.
GUCGACGUUUGAUUGGUACUAGCUAACAGUGUUUAGCUGAGUAGUGUAUACCCAGGAAGACCUUUUUGACAGCGUAUUAUUUGUACCGUAUCCUGUAAUCUUAUGGAGGUUUAUUUAUCUCUUCGCUUUGUGUCCCUACCGGAAGCCGGAAGAAAUGUGGACGCCGAUGGGAGAAGAGGACUGUCUGUGUGACUGUCAACAUUACGGCGGAUGAAAUGGUCGCGUUUGUACUGAAUCACGUUCUGACGUUCGGACCCAGGCAUCUUUAUUGAACUCUCAAAAUGAGGAUUUUCACGUCUCUGCUGAAAAACGCCAACCCCAAAAUCGAGUAUUACUCCAGGUUUUCGCCCUCCCCGCUGUCCAUUAAGCAGUUUUUGGAUUUUGGCAGAGAAAAUGCAUGUGAGAAAACAUCCUACAUGUUCCUGCGUAAGGAGCUGCCGGUGCGGCUGGCCAACACCAUGCGAGAGGUCAACCUGCUGCCCGAUAACCUGCUCAGCCAGCCCUCCGUCAGACUGGUGCAGAAAUGGUACAUGCAGAGCUUCGUGGAGCUGCUGGAUUAUGAGAACAGAAAGCCAGAGGAUCCUCACGCUCUGAACGAUUUUUUGGAGCUCUUGAUCGAGAUCCGUAAUCGUCACAAUGAUGUGGUUCCCACUAUGGCUCAGGGAGUCAUCGAAUACAAGGAGAAGUUUGGCUUUGACCCCUUUAUCAGCAGCAACAUCCAGUACUUCCUUGACCGCUUCUACACCAACCGCAUCUCUUUCCGCAUGCUCAUCAACCAGCACACUCUCCUGUUUGGCAAUGACACCAACCCUGCCCAUCCAAAACACAUAGGGAGUAUUGAUCCCACCUGCAGUGUGGCUGAAGUUGUCAGUGAUGCCUACGACACUGCAAAGAUGCUGUGUGAGAAGUACUACUUGGCUGCUCCUGGGCUGAAGAUUGAAGAGUUCAACAUGAAGGCCCCCAAAAAGCCCAUCCAAGUGGUGUACGUACCCUCUCAUCUGUUCCACAUGCUGUUUGAGCUCUUCAAGAACUCGAUGAGAGCCACAGUGGAGCUUCAUGAGAACAGUACAGAAGGAUUACCACCAGUAAAGGCAAAAGUCACUCUGGGUAAAGAGGAUCUGUCCAUAAAGAUCAGUGACAGAGGAGGAGGAGUUCCCCUGAGGAAGAUCGACCGUCUGUUUAACUACAUGUACUCCACUGCUCCUACACCAAGCCUGGAGCCCGGAGCUGUCCCACUGGCUGGCUUUGGCUAUGGUUUGCCAAUUUCUCGGCUCUAUGCCCGGUACUUCCAGGGGGAUUUGAAACUCUACUCCAUGGAGGGCGUUGGCACAGAUGCAGUCAUCUAUCUGAAGGCCCUGUCCAGUGAGUCCUUUGAGCGACUGCCUGUCUUCAACAAGUCGGCGUGGCGUCAUUACAAGACCAGCCCCGAGGCAGACGACUGGAGCAACCCCAGCAAAGAGCCACGAGAUGCCAGCAAGUCCAAAUACAAAGCCAACAGAUAACUCUGCCUGACACGCUCACCCAGCCCUCCACUGGGCGCCCAAACACCCACACUCUGCCCUCGAGCAUUUUAAGAUGAAGUGUUGCCCUUGGGUAAACGUUUGGUUUAGGACCCUACUUGCUUUUACAUUCCAGUGAUCAUAGCUUCAAAAAAGAUGGACGACCUUGACUUGUGUCUGUACCCAAUGGCAAUGGCAUUCAUCGACGUAGCUUUCAGUGUUAUGGCAUUUCCGCUGGCUCUCCCAAGAUGGGGUUAAAAUGAACCUCUUCCAAAUUAUAGAUCCCCCACAGUCAGUUAGUGAGAUGACUCUUGUGGAUCUUUACUCGUUUUGAUUUCAUUGCGUCCUCUAUCUGGCCAUUAUUCUGAGCUAAGUUCAGUGUUAACUCUCCCUCUGCCUCAUGCACAGUUUGGCCUGGAUUGUCUGUGCUGGCUGGGCCACUGCACUGCUGAUUGAGUGUCUUUCUGCCCUUCAGUGAAGGCAUGAAUUCUGUUUUCACCCUCUCAAACACAAGAGGAGUCAGGGGCUUCGAGUUUCACUGCAAAUGGGAGGAGAAGGAGGUUUCAUUUCCUUCCUUUGGGGAGACACUUUUGACUGAACGCACAAUUAGGCCAGUGUGUCACUGGCAUAGUAAAGACUUGACUCUAUUUAAGCCUGGGAAAAUGAAAGAGAAGACUAAGUAUAGAUGAGAGAAAAUGAUAACUCCUUUGUAAAAAUUAUAGGAAGGGUACACCAUAUUUUUGAAGGUUGAGAAAUCAGGAUAUUUAUUUUAUAUCAAAGAGAGAAAGCCUUACUUCUGCAAGCUUAAAAUAUAUUAGAUUUUUUUUUAAAAUCUGCCUUGAAGGCUCUAUUGGAAAUCAAGGUUAAUUUAUAAUGGAAGGAUAUUAGAAAGUUUGAGUACUUUGUUUAUAUUGUAUUACUUCACUCGCCGACCUUCAGGCAAUGCUCAACCUCAUCUGAUAUUUCUGCUUGCAAACCAACUCCACUCCCUGCCAAUGAAUUGUCACCAUGUCAGCUUUGUUUGUCAUUCAGCUUUAACCGCGCCAGCAUGAUGUGUUGUAUGAACCCUCUCAGAGAGGAAUCGGCCUGUUGCAUCUAACGAGGACUUUAAAGUGUGGGAAUACGUCAUCACAUUUCUGCCCUCGUCCUGCUAACCUUUCAACCCGCCGGGCUGGAUACACACUCCUAACAAUGCUUCACCCGACCUUGUGUCUCAGUUGAAGUAUUACUAAUCCUCAUCUCUCCGAAUGAGUUUGAGUGAAUUUUCUGUAACUUUUUAAAUGUGCUUUUGUUUUUAUUAUCGCAACAGGGUUAGAAGAAACAGCGAAAAAUACUGAAUGGACUGAUAACUAACAGGCCUUUGCACUGUUUUCUUCGGCUUUCCAUCUUUUUGCAUUGGAACACAAUUACUUCUGAUGAUCUUUUAAUGUUUUUCCUCUGAUUAUUUUUAGAAGUGUGUGCAGUCCAGUUCAUUUUCUUUAUUUACACAAUAGGAAAUCAAGCGACAUUUGGAAAAGCCGGGAGGGGAAAAUGUGGUUAAAGGAGCCACUGAUUACUGGGUACUGAAAUAUUGCUCCAAACCAAUUCUGUUUUUGUCACAUGAAUUACAUUUAGGACUUUUUUUAGUGCACUUUACUAACCCAACAAAUACUUUUUCUUUUCAAUUAACUUUUCAUGCAAUCGUUUCAGACCUCUAUGGAGAAUUUCCUUAUAAAUGGAAGAUUAUUUAUGGCCAGGUGAGAUCCCAGAUCACCGCUUGCACCCUCAAAAACAUCGUAAUUGCAGCUUCUGAAAAAAAGACCAAUGAAACGUGGCCCAAACCUGGUGCUGUUUGUUAAGGACCAGAUGAUGGGGAAUUUUAACGAUGUGAAGUGACUUCCUUUUCUCAUCUUCUUUAGCUCCAUGUGAUGUGAAAAGAAGUGUAGGAAAGUAGAUGAAGAAUUCAGGAAGGAGCCUUUCCUCAUCCUUUUUGGCCUCACUGUAAGAUCACAUCAGUGCCAGUACCUUCGUUAACCUGCCAGUCUCACCGAGUGACGCUCACUGACAGUCCUGCUGUAAGGACGCCAGACAUCAGUUCAUUUCAAGGCCUAAGGUUGGCACCUUAAACGUGUGGUCUCCCUCCAGAUCAGACAAAAUCACCCUUAAGUUUCAGUUCCAUUUGGGUGAUUUAAAGGCCUUAGGAUCCUUCAUCUUCAGGAGCUGUCAGCCUCCACUGUUAAAGAGUGUUUCUGUACCUAUGGUAUACUAGAAGAUAUUGUGUACAUAAUUAUUACUAAUGUGUUUGCUGCCGGUGUGGAGUGACAACUCUGUUUUCCGUCCUCCUGUACCUCCCACUUAAACAAAAGUAUUUGUGUGCAUGAACUCCUCACUGUGGAGGUGGUCACACAGAGGUGUGCGCUUAAUUCAGCAGGAUCACGGGGCAAGUGUGGCGAUGUGAUCCAGCAUGAUAUCAACCUGCACGGUCAAACCUGACAAUAAAGGAAAUUGCUGUUGUGUGUGA